Messenger RNA from Yarrowia lipolytica CLIB122, 666 nucleotides. RefSeq lists its product as uncharacterized. Lineage: Eukaryota; Fungi; Ascomycota; Dipodascomycetes; Dipodascales. Gene Ontology annotation, biological process: regulation of lipid metabolic process. The record is from RefSeq and is a predicted model, not a curated record. Gene Ontology annotation, cellular component: mitochondrion.
AUGAGUGGAAUCGCGCUCAAGCUCACGUCCCUGCUGGUCAGAACCAUAGCCAAACCCAUGGCGACGGCCAUCAAGGGACAGGCCAAACAGCACCCUCGAUUCAAGCAAAUCUGCAUCUCGCUGGCCCAGCGACUCCAUCAGACAGACACCAAUCUGAAGAUGCGUCUGAUGGGCAAGUCGACCUUCAAGGUGCGGCCGCUCAAUGAGGCCAAGGCCAUUGAAUCGGGUGCUACGUUUGUGGCUGAGGGGUUUAUUUUCUCCGUGGCGGGAGGUCUUAUUCUGUACGAAUCAUUCCGGGCUCGAAGGAAAGAGUUGAAUCGACGAGAGACGGUGGCUGACGAUAUCGAGACUCUUCAGGACGAGAUUGAGUGGCUCAAGGAGAAACUCGUCAAGCGAAAGCUGCUGGAAGAUGAUUAUAAGGCCCCCGAGGGUCUCAAUCCUCAGCAUCUGGUAGUGGACAAAGAUACAAACAAGGUGUCCAAGCGGGUGAGGGAGGUGGCUGAGACCGCAGGUGAGGCCACUCCAUCCCCUACCGUUCCAAAACUGUCAACUAUGGAUAAUAUUCAGAAACUUGUGGAGAACCAUAACAAGCCUGGUCAUGAGAGCAAGGUGAUUCACCCCGAGUCACCUGUUCCCAAGAAUGCUGUGUCAGCUAAGGAGAACUGA